Molecule: messenger RNA, 743 nt
Organism: Eremomyces bilateralis CBS 781.70
Lineage: Eukaryota; Fungi; Ascomycota; Dothideomycetes; Eremomycetales; Eremomycetaceae
Product: EF-hand
Exons: 5
Coding region: 214-621 (135 amino acids)
Molecular function (GO): calcium ion binding
Source: RefSeq, a predicted model, not a curated record
UAUGGGAGGACGGGGUCGCAGAGGUUGUCGGGGGCAGGGGCACCGGCACCGGCGCCGCCGAGGGAUGCGAAUGAUCGGGAUGCGUUGUGGCCGCUGUUUAAGGCGGUGGAUAAGAAUGACAGUAAUCAGUUGUCGGAGAAGGAGCUGUCAACGGCGCUGGUCAAUGGGGAUUACUCGAGCUUCGAUCCGCAUACGAUACGGAUGAUGAUCCGGAUGUUUGACAUAGAUCGCUCGAACACGAUCAACUUCGACGAGUUCUGUGGUCUAUGGGGCUUCCUGCACGCCUGGAGAACACUGUUCGACCGCUUCGACGUUGACCGAUCAGGAAAUAUCCAAUACACCGAGUUUUCCGAUGCCCUCGUUGCAUUCGGCUAUCGGCUCUCUCCCCAGUUCGUGACGCUCAUCUUCAGGACGUACGACCGCCGGAACGAGAAUGCAAUAUCCUUCGACCUCUUCGUGCAAGCGUGCAUCAGCCUCAAGCGGAUGACGGACGUCUUCAAGAAGUACGACGAGGAUCGGGAUGGGUAUAUCACGUUAAGCUUCGAGCAAUUUCUCACAGGUGCGCAAGAACUCUUCCUUUUCAACAGCAUCUCCUCGGUCACUGAUACUGGCCUGUACUAGAAAUCCUGACGCAAGCUCAAUAAUGGGCGAUUGGAAUGGCAGAGUAAGAUGGUUGGUACCUUCAAAAUGGAAGUUGGAUGCGGCGUAAGGAGGAAGGAAUUGGCACUUCUUACCCUCAGAAC